Molecule: messenger RNA, 6018 nt
Organism: Cryptosporidium muris RN66
Lineage: Eukaryota; Apicomplexa; Conoidasida; Eucoccidiorida; Cryptosporidiidae
Product: clathrin heavy chain 1, putative
Exons: 1
Coding region: 1-6018 (2005 amino acids)
Biological process (GO): intracellular protein transport; receptor-mediated endocytosis
Cellular component (GO): clathrin complex; clathrin coat of trans-Golgi network vesicle; clathrin coat of coated pit
Molecular function (GO): clathrin light chain binding; structural molecule activity
Source: RefSeq, a predicted model, not a curated record
AUGGUAAUACACAUGAAGGGAGGAGUCCCGAUAGCAGCAAAUAUAUUAGUAAAUUUGGAAGAAUUGGGUAUAGGUUCAUCUUGUUUUCGUUUUGGUAGUGUAACUUUAGAAGGAGAUAAGUAUGUUGGUGUAAAGGAAACUAGUGUAGAUGGUGGAUCGCAGAUAGUUAUUGUAGAUACUUCAACAAAACAUAUAAACAGAAAACCAAUGAAGGCAGAAAGUGCGUUGAUUCAUCCAUUAGAAAAUAUUCUUGUCGUAAGGGGUCAAAGUGAAGUUAAUGGAUGUACUGUUCAAAUUUUUAAUUUGGGAAGUAAAGAAAAGUUAGGAGCAUUUGUAUUUCCUGAAUCUAUUGUUUAUUGGCGUUGGCUAAAUUCCAGAAUAUUGGCUAUAAUUGGAGAUAAAGCAGUAUAUCAUUGGACUAUUAAUGGAGGUUCUAACACACUUCCCUUAAAGAUAUUUGAAAGGUCUGGAGAAUUAGCUGAAAGUUCUACUCAAGUAGUUGGAUAUCAGUGUAAUAGUGAUCAAAGAUGGUGUAUGCUAAUGGGCUUAUCCCCAUGUACAAUACCUAAUCAAGGUAGUAACUCAGGUGGUGUCUCAGUAAAGGGUCAAAUUCAAUUAUUUUCAGCUGAAAAAAGGCAACAGCAAUUAUUAGAGGGAUUUUCUGGUAGUUUUGGAGAGAUAAUUUUAGAUGAUUUUAUAAGUGCUCAUCCAACUAGUAUUGUUUGUUUUAUUGAGAAAAAACAAGACCAAUUAAAUGCUAAGUUACAUAUAAUGGAUAUUUCAACUUCUAGAGCUGAAGGUUCUACUCCAUUUAAGAUGAAUGUAGAAUUACCUUCUAAUUUAAAUUACAACAACCCACAAGUACCUGGGGUACAUGGUCCAGGAGAAAAUAGUGGAAUAUUUGAUUUUCCUAUUUACAGUUAUAUUUCAAAUUAUUUUGGGGUGAUAUUUAUAAUAACAAGGGGAGGAAUUUUAUAUGUUGUAGAGCCAUCUUCAGGAAGUAUUUUAUACUUUAGUCAGAUUUGUCAAGAUUCAGUAUUUCUUGGAUCUCCAAGUAGAUCACAUGGAAUUUGUGUAGUUAAUAGACGAGGUCUAGUUUUACAUGUAAUGGUGAAUUCAAAUAAUAUUUCAUCAUAUAUUCAAUCUAAUACAUCUUUAUUCUCUAAUCAAGGAAUAACUAGAUGGUUAAAACGGUAUGGAUAUAGUGGUAGUGAAGACUUCUCAACACGAAUAUUUAAUGAAGCAUUAAAUCGUAUGGAUUAUGUAAAUGCAUUUAGAGUUGUAGCAUUAAAUAAAAGCAAUUAUUUAAGAGUCCCUGCAACUCUAAAUCGUCUUAAAAUGCUUGAUAAUAGUAAUAAAGUCCUACUUUAUUAUUUUAUAUGUCUAUUACAAUAUCAUAUAUUAAAUCAAUUUGAGAGUUUAGAACUUGUUCAUAUCACAUUGUCACUGGUUACAUCUUCAUCUUCAAAUUCUUCUUCUGAAUCAAUUUCUACAUUUCUAGCUGCUAUUUCAGCCGGUUCAGUAUCUCUUACCCCAAAUUUCUCUAUUCCUUCUCCUUUAGUUUUUUUAAGAAUUCUUAUUAAUGAGGAUAAACUUACAUUAAGUGAGGAUCUAGGAGAUCUUUUAUUAUCUCAAUGUACGGAUAAGUCAUUGGCUCUUAAGGUAUUUAGUAAAUGUACUCCUCUAAAUCCUACGAAGAUUUUACAUACAUAUAUUGAGAUUGGUAAUUACGAUGACAUUAUUAAUUUUAUUUUACAACAUAAAGAUAAUUGGCCCACAAUAACAACAGAUAUCCGAUCUUUACUUAAUAAUUUACUUAUAUUGAAUAAUAUAAAUGCAUGUGUAGAAUUUGUAAGACGUAUAUUAUUACCAUGUACACCUGAAAGUGUAAAUGCAGCUGCAAAUUUAAAUUCAUCAAAUAUAACAAAUUCUGGUAAUGUCAGUAAUUUUUCUAAUAGUGCUAGUGGUGUAAAUUCGAAUGUAUUACCACACGGAUUAGAAUUAGCAAUUGAUAAAAUUUCAAUUGUUGAUAUAUUUAUAUCUCAUGGACACUAUAAAGAAAUUACAUCAAUUUUACUUGAUUAUUUAAAGAAUAACCGGCCUGAGGAUGCUGCCUUACAGACGAAGUUAUUUGAAUUAAAUCUUCUCUAUGCUCCUCAAGUUGCUGAGGCUUUAUUUCAAAUGGAUGUAUAUACGUAUUAUGAUAAACAUGCAAUUGCUAGUUUAUGUGAAAAAGCAGGGUUAUUUGAGCGAUGCUUAGAAAACUAUACUGAUAUGAGAGAUAUCAGAAGAAUUUUGAGUAUUUCCUGUGGAAGCCUAAAUAGUGAUUGGUUGGCAAAUUAUUUGUCGAAGUUACCUUCUAAUACUCGUUUUGAAUGUUUAAAGGAACUACUUUCAGUUUGUAGGAAUCAAGGUGGUAAUAUUAAUAGUGGAUCAGGAAUAGGUUUAAUGUCAACUAAUACAUCUGAUUCGAGUGGUACAUCACUAACAAAUACUAUAAAUAACUCAAUAUUACAGAAUUUGAUACAAGUUUGCAUUAAAAAUAUUGACAAUAUUGGAAUUGAAAAUAUUAUUACUUUAUUUGAACAACAGAAUUUAUGGGAAGGUAUAUAUUAUGUAAUUGGAUCUAAUUUAACAGCAUAUUUAGGGGGGGUAGAUUCUGCAACCUCAGGGAUUAUAGGUAAUACAACUACUGGUCCUAGUAUUAGUACGAAUAACUUAAAUUCUCAUUUAAAUAAUAAAUCUACUUCUAUUCAACAAUCUUUUUCUUCUCAGUCAUUUAUAAUAUUUAAAUAUAUUGAAGCAUCUAUAAAUCUUGGUCAAGUUCAGGAGGCUGAGAGGAUUUGUAGAGAUUUUCCUCAAUCGUAUGAUCCUGACCAAGUUAUUGAAUAUUUCAAAAAUAUAAAGAUGAAUGAUUUACGUCCUCUAAUUUGGGUUUGUGAUUUACAUCAUAGAGUUGAAGAUCUGAUUAAUUAUUUGUAUCAUAUGUCGUUAUAUAAAUAUAUUCAAGUUUAUGCUUUGAAAAUAAAUCCUAGUCAAACUCCACUAGUUAUUGGUACAUUAAUAGAUUUAGAUGGGUCUGAAGAUUUGGUUAAGUCUCUUUUACAAGAAAUAAAGACAUUAGGAUCUUCGUUUUCUUUUAGUGAUCUGAUUCAACAGGCUGAGAAGAGAAACAGGCUCAAACUCUUAUUACCCUGGUUAGAAGAGAGGGUACAUGAAGGCUAUCAAGAUCCAUCACUUCAUAAUGCAUUAGCGAAAAUUUACAUUGAUAUGAAUAGAGAUCCUGAGAAUUUUCUAAAAACUAAUCCUUAUUAUGACUCGAAACUUAUUGGUGAUUAUUGUGAGGAUCGUGAUCCUUAUUUGGCUUAUAUUGCAUAUAGAAAGGCAUGGGGAUUAUGUGAUGAUGAAAUAAUCCAAGUUACUUAUAAAAAUGAUUUAUAUCGUUUAUUGGCAAGAUAUCUUGUUGAACGUCAAGAUUUGAGUUUAUGGAGUAAAGUAUUAGGUUCUGGUAAUAAACAAAGUGAAGAUUUAGAAGGUGAUGAACACUUUGAUUCAUCUAGACAACUAAUUAUUGACCAAGUAAUUUCUUCUAUAUUGCCAGAAUUUUCUAAUAAAGCAGAAGAAGUUAGUUGUACAAUAAGAGCUUUUAUUAAUGCAGAUAUUCCUACAUCACUAUUGGAACUAUUAGAGAAGAUUGUACUACAUAUUAAUAAUGCAGAAUUUACACAAAAUAAAAAUUUACAAAAUUUAUUAUUAUUGACUGCAAUUAAGGUAGAUCCAUCAAGGCUUGAUGAUUAUAUUUUAAGAUUAGAUAAUUAUGAUGCUAAAGAAGUUGCUAAGAUAGCAAUUCAACAUAACAUUUUGAGAUCAGCAUUCCAAAUAUAUAAAAAAUUUUCCUUAAAUAUCGAAGCAAUGGAAAUUCUUUUACAAAUUGCUAGAGGUGAAUCGAAGGAUAGUACUGAAUCUAAUGACAACUUAGGAAGCGAUUCCCCAGAAUAUGAAAAUAGUCAGCAUUAUAAUAUAGACUUAUCCCAUGCAUUUGAUUUUGCAGUUUAUUGUAAUGAUAAUAGUGUAUGGUCUUUAUUAGGAAGACAGUAUUUAAAUAUUGGAAGAUGUAAAGAAGCUGUAGAAUGUUAUAUUAAGUCUGAAAAUACAAAGGGAUAUCAAGAAACUAUUGAUGUGUGUUUGAAAAGUAAAUCUUAUCAAGAUUUGAUGAACUAUUUACAAAUGGUUAGAAGAUUGAAGGAUUCAAGAAUUUCAAAGGAUCCUAUAAUUGACACAGAAUUAGCUUAUUGCAUGUCGAAAUUGGGCAUGAUUCAGGAAUUGCAGAAUUUCCUCCAAGGCAUCAAUACAGUACAAUUGCAAAGAAUUGGAGAUAGAUUAAUGGAUGAAGGUCUAUUUAAAUAUUCAAUAAUAUUCUAUCAAUCUAUACCAAAUUAUUCUCGUUUAACAACAUGUUAUAUCCAAUUAGAAGAAUAUAAUAAUGCCUUAGAAUCUGCUAAGAAAGCUAAUUCUCCGAAAACUUGGAAGGAAUUAUUGCAAAUUUGUAUGCAAAUUGGCGAAUAUAACUUGGCACAUCAGGCUGGUUUAAAUAUUAUUGUGUAUCCAGACUAUUGCGAAGAUGUUGUAAAUGAAUAUGAAAAUAAAGGUUUGACAGAUGAAUUAUUAACAUUAUUAGAAGGAGCUAUACAAAAUACUGAGCGUGCACAUGGAAGCCUAUUCACAGAGUUAGGAAUAUUAUAUGCAAAAUAUACUCCGGAAAAAUUGAUGGACUAUUGUUCAAAUUAUUCUGGACGUAUUAAUAUCCCGAAGUUAAUUAGGAUAUGUGAACAAUACCAAUUAUGGAAUGAAGUAGUUUAUUUAUUUUUACAAUACCAUGAAUAUGACCAAGCAGUCUUAACAAUAAUAAAUCAUGCAGAUGUCGCUUGGAAAAAAGAUGAAUUUAUUUCUAUUCUACAAAAUAUAAGUAAUUUAGAUAUCUUAUAUAAAUCAAUUACAUUCUAUCUUGAUAAACAUCCGGAACUUUUAAAUGAUCUACUUAUGAGUACAAUCAGUAAAAACAAUACAUUAAAUGAUAGUAGGAUGGUCAAUAGCUUAAAUAAUACACCAAGACAUAAUAGCAAUUUAGGCUCAGUGAAUAUGGGUACAAAUUUAGCAGAUACUCCACAAAAUACUAGUAAUAGUUUAUACAAUUCAUCAUCAAUAAAUUCUAGAUUUGACAUUUCUAGUUUAUGUACAAGAUUGAUACAGCAGUACUUCAGAAAAACAGGUACUGCAACAGAUUCUGUAGCUAGUGUAGCUUUAAUUCAAGAAUUUCUGGAGAGUGUAUGCAGUGAAAAUAUCUUGGCUGUAAAUGAAGCACUUAUAGAUUUGUAUUUGAAUACUAAAAAUGUAGAUAAACUACAGAAGCUAAUUAUGGAAUGCGACAAUUAUAAUCAAUCGAAUUUAUCUCGGAAAUUAGAGAGUCAUCCAUUAAACGAUUUUCGACGUCUAGCUGUGAAAAUUUUUCAUAAAAAUGCAGAUUAUCAGCAAGCUUUAGAAAUUUGUCAAAAGGAGAUGCUAAUUGAAGAUGCAAUAGUUGUAGUAUACAAAAGUGCUGAUACAUCAUUAAUUGAAAAUUUAUUGGAAUUUUUACUUAGUCAUAAAAAUAUAGAAAACUUUAUAGCUUGUUUGUAUACAUGUUAUGAAUAUCUUAAACCAGAUGUAAUUUUGGAGUUAGCUUGGAAAUAUAAAUGCCUAGAUGCUGCAAUGCCUUUUUUUAUACAAUGUGUUAGAGAUCUUACAAAUAAGGUUGAGAAUUUAGAGAAAAGACUAGAUACAGUGUAUCUGACGGAUAUAGCAAGAAAUAAUGCAUCAGGAACUGGAGGAAAUUUACAUAAUGGACCUUCCCAUAAUAUUACUGAAAAUUCCACUAAUGAGAUCCCAGCCUUGACAAAUCAUUCUUAUAGUGAUAGUAAAUCUGGAGGAUUAGGGAAUAUUGGGAUAUUAGGAAAUUUAAAUAAAGGAGGUUGGGUGUAA